Henningerozyma blattae CBS 6284 is the source of this 1338-nucleotide messenger RNA. RefSeq lists its product as uncharacterized. Bases 1 to 1338 code for a protein of 445 amino acids. The transcript has a single exon. Lineage: Eukaryota; Fungi; Ascomycota; Saccharomycetes; Saccharomycetales; Saccharomycetaceae. The record is from RefSeq and is a predicted model, not a curated record.
AUGAUUGAAAGAGAAAAUCAAAAUUUAAUACUUCAAAAAUUUUCAGACACAAUUUUUACAACUAAUGAUGCUAAAAUUUCAAUUCCAUUAGCUGAACAAACGAGACUAGAAGAACUAAAUUCUCAAGAUCAGAAAUCUGAGAUUAACAAGGGGGAUAAAAAUGAUAUUCUAAAAAAAGUUGAUACAACAAGUAAAUAUUCUUGCGAAAGCUUGCAAUAUGCUUACAAAUGUUCAAACGAUACCUAUUUGAAAUAUAACUUAGAUGCAUUACCAAAAUUGAAAGCUGAUGGUUCAAACUAUUUAAUCUGGAAAAAAAGUGUUGCAAUUAUCUGUGAAACUAAUCCUUUUUUGACAAUCGCAUUCAAUGAGAAUAAAGUAGAUUAUAACAAUGCAAAUGAAGUAGCAAUAUGUAUGAUAUUCAAAAAUUUAUUUACAACUGGAAUUAGAAAUUCGUUAGAAGAUGUCCAAGUAAGAGAAUCUCUGUACGAUUUAAAUUGUACAGACAUUUUGAAAACUAUUAGCGAUAUCUAUAAAACUAAGGAUGAUGAAAUUAGACAAAAAACGCACGAGCUAGAGGAAGCACAAAAUAAUUCAUUGAAGAAAGAAUUUGAUGAUACGUUUAUUUUACUAAACUAUUUUGGAGAUGAAGAUUUAAUGCAAAAGAAAGGAGAAGUAUUUUUGCAAAAUUUAGAUAAGGCAUAUGAAAAAUACUCAAAACUUUUAAUUCCCGUAUGUCUCUUUGGAUUUUUAUUGACAAUUAAAACACACGAUGGAUCAAUACCAGUAUCCUCAGAAAAAUUCAAGUUACAUUUAAUGAAAACCAUCAAACAAACAUCCCUUAAAGAAAAUAUAGAACCUCUAGAGAAUAUAAAAUCAUUAUUAAGUCUGUUCAGGGAAUUUAACUCAAAUUCGGAUAACUAUAAAGAUGACAUGAAAGAUGCUGCCACUUCAAAUUUGUCAAAAGAGAAUGCACUUGAUAACUCUGCUCUAGCUAAGUCUUUAAAAGUUAGUGAUGAGCCGAAAGAAAAUACUGAGAUAAAUAAUUCACAACUCUGUAUGGUACAAGAAGAGCGCGGACUUUGCCCUGAAAAUAAGGAAGUUUAUCCUGAGGUAGCAAAAAGAAUAUAUUCUACAAAAACUGUUGAUCGUUAUAUCAAAGCUUUGAAGGCAAAUAAGAAAUCAUUCCAUGUCUCAAUAUCAGGAAAUUUUACUAGAUCUCAAAUUGUUAAACUGUUUAUGGAAAAUCGUAUUUGCCCAAUAUGUGGAAUGUACCCAUUAAAUCUUGAGCAAAGCUUGUGUUAUAGCUCAAAAGACAGAAAACACCAUGAAUUUAUUUAA